ACGUGGUUUCGUGCUCCCGCCGCCGCUGCUGUUCCGGAAUUGAGCGGAUCUCGUUGCUGAACUCCAGGUUUCGUAAGGGUCUACAGCCUGUAGAGGGGGGCCUGCUGGAUAUUUGCAAUGUCCAAGACGAAAGGCUGCGGGAAGAAGAGUGUUGGGAACCAGGCUGUGAUUAGCAAGUUCUUCCGCCCUGUAGUCAGCAAUGCACAGAGGCAAGACAAUGCAGCAACAACCUCCCUCACCUCAGAUAGAGCAGGGCAGCAGACACCAGACCUUGAUAGGAAAAGGAAAGCAAAGGUUGAUCAAGAUGAACUCGGGACAAAACACAGAAAGCUGGCAAGUCAAGAAAAGAACGGAAAUGGGGAAAUAGUCAAAAAGGCCUGUGGUGAAGCAGAAGUAUGUAGACAUCCUGGAGUAUCUUCAUCCACCAUGGACAGGUUGAAGGGAUUUUCUAUCGACAGGCAGCUAGAACCAUCUGAUACUAAAGGCCCAGGUGUGGAUACCCAAUUCAAGAGAAUUAAAUGUGCAGAAAAUUAUGAUCUAAACUCUGACAUUUGCACAGAACUUGAUGAUUUCAUGCUUACCAAGGAUGCAGACAGAGAAGGAUUGUGUCGGUCUCGCUCUCAAGACAUUGCAAGUCUGGAUUGGCGUCGAUUUUCAGCUUCAAACAAGGGAAGCAGUGUGAAGAACCCUUCUGAGGCGGGCACAGUUAACCGCAGGACAAAGAGCACAUACACUCCACUAGAACUACAGUUCCUGGAGAUCAAAGAGCAGCACAAAGAUGCAGUGCUUUGUGUGGAGUGUGGAUACAAAUACAGGUUCUUUGGUGAAGAUGCAGAGAUUGCAGCUCGAGAACUGAACAUUUACUGUCACCCAGACCAUAAUUUCAUGACUGCCAGCAUACCAGUGCACCGGCUAUUUGUCCAUGUUCGUCGGCUAGUUGCUAAGGGAUACAAGGUGGGAGUGGUGAAACAGACUGAGACUGCAGCUCUUAAAGCUGUUGGAGAGAACAAAGGCAAUCUGUUCACUCGCAAGCUGACUGCUCUCUACACCAAGUCUACGCUCAUUGGAGAAGAUAUUAACCCACUGCUGAGCCUGGACAGCGACUCAGUUGAAGUCGGAGAUGUGCCUAGUGAACCUCCCAACAACUACCUGAUGUGUAUCUGUGAACAGAGACAGAAAAAGAAAGACCAUGUGAAGCAAGGGGUUCAGAUUGGGCUUGUGGCAGUCCAACCCAACACUGGUGAUGUGGUUUUUGAUUGUUUCCAUGACUGUAAAUCCAGAGUUGAGCUGGAAAGUCGGAUCUUAUGUCUACAGCCAGUUGAAAUUCUGCUCCCGGUGGAGUUGUCUGAGAACACAGAAAAGCUUUUGGCGAGCAUCACUGCUUCAAGUUUACGUGAUGAUAGAAUUCGCGUUGAGCGCAUGGACAGUAUCCAUUUUGAGUAUAGUCAUGCUUUCCAGUUGACCUCUGAGUUUUAUGCACAUGGAGCUUCUGAUCUUUCAGAAUCUCAACAGUUGUCCAUCAUAUUAAAUUUGGAGAUACCGGUCAUUUCAUGUCUAGCAGCAGUCAUCAAAUAUCUUUCCGAAUUUAAACUGGAGAAGAUCCUACAUAAUUUGAGUAAAUUGAGCAAAUUCUCUGAGGACUCCACAUGCAUGUCAAUCAAUGGAACAACCUUGAAGAACUUGGAAAUUUUACAAAACCAGACCACUGGCACGACAAAAGGUAGUCUGCUUUGGGUCCUUGAUCAUGCCCAGAAUUCCUUUGGAAGACGACUUCUAAAGAAAUGGGUGGCGCAGCCUUUAACAAAAGCGAGUGAAAUUAAUACUCGUUUGGAUGCAGUCACUGAAAUUCUGAGAUCAGAGUCCAUUGUUCUGGCAAAGACCCAAAAUCUGCUGUCUAAGCUCCCUGAUCUGGAGAGAGGAAUCUGUAGUAUCUAUCACAAAAAGAUCACCUCUUGUUUUGCUAAACUCAGUCCUCCCAUCUCAAGAAUAAAGCUGGUGAAUCUUUGUUGCAACUCCUCUAAGUGCUCCCUGUGGGAGUUCUACCAGUUGGUCCGCACUUUAUCAAAUUUGGAGGUGGGCUUCCAGGCACUGCUCCCAGCUGCUGAGGCCCAGUUAAAUUCAUCCCUUCUUCGUCGUGUUUUGUUGGAGCUGCCACAGCUGUUGGACCCUGUGCAUCACUAUUUGAAGAUUUUGGAUGAAAAUGCAGCCAAGGCAGGUGAUAAGACGCAGCUUUUUACAGAUCUCACUGACUUCCCUAUAAUUCAGCGGCGAAAGCUGGAGAUUCAGGAUGUGCUUUCCCAACUGCAGGAGCAUCGCAGGGAGAUCCGAUUGAUUCUGAGAAAACCGUCUUUAGAUUAUGUGACAGUUUCGGGGCAAGAGUUUCUGAUUGAAGUCAAAAACACUCUGCUGUCUAUCAUUCCAAAGGAUUGGACACAAAUUUCAAGCACAAAAGCCGUCAUCCGUUUCCAUACCCCAUUCAUUGUGGAGCAAUAUAAGCGUCUGUGCCAGCUUCGAGAGCAGCUUAUUCUCGACUGCAAUGCAGAGUGGCUGAAAUUGCUGGAUCAAUUUGGUGUGCACUAUCAUGGAAUAAGAAAUGCAAUCAGUCACCUGGCAACCAUUGACUGCAUCUUUUCAUUGGCAGCAGUUGCUAAGCAAGGAGGAUAUACCAGACCAACUGUGCUGGAAGAAGAGAGACAAAUAGUAAUUAAGAAUGGCAGGCACCCUGUGAUUGACAUUCUAAUGGGAGAACAGGAGCAGUACGUUCCAAAUAGCACUGAACUGCAUGGAGACGGACAGAGAGUUAUGGUAAUUACUGGGCCCAACAUGGGAGGAAAGAGUUCUUAUAUUAGACAAGUGGCACUGAUCACUGUCAUGGCACAAAUUGGAUCCUAUGUCCCUGCAGAAGAAGCUGUGAUUGGCAUUGUGGAUAACAUUUACACAAGAAUGGGAGCAUCUGACAAUAUCUGCAAAGGUCAAAGUACAUUUAUGGAAGAGCUGACAGAGGCCGCUGAGAUCAUUAAGAAGGCAACAUCUCGAUCUUUAAUCAUCUUGGAUGAGCUGGGAAGAGGCACCAGUACUCAUGAUGGUAUUGCCAUUGCUUAUGCAACUCUGGAGCACUUUAUUAAGGAUGUAAAACCUCUGACGCUAUUUGUUACCCACUAUCCCCCGGUGUGUGAACUGGAAAAACUCUAUCCUCAGAAUAUCAGGAAUUAUCACAUGGCCUUCUUGCUGAAUGAAGAAGUUGAUGAACAAAAUGGAUCUGUUGAGGAACUGCAACCUGAAUCAAUCACUUUCCUCUAUCAGCUGACGGUGGGAGCUGCCGAUCGAAGUUAUGGCCUGAAUGUUGCCAAACUAGCAAGUAUACCUGAAGAAGUGCUGAAGAAAGCUGCUGAGAAAUCCAAGGAAUUGGAAGGUUUGAUGAACACUAAGAGGAAGAAAAUGAAAUCCUUCUUUGAAGUCUGGAAAAUAGAUGAAGGGAAAGAACUAAUGGACUGGGUGAUGGUGAAUAAGUAGAGAUUCAUUUUUCCUUUAUUUUUGAAUAAAUACAUCUACUUGAGAUGCUAAUCUGCUUUUAUGCGUUUGGUUCUAAAGGAACAUUGGGGCUCUGCAUCGUAGUCAAUAGCGCAAGGAAAACAUCCUUUGGCUAAAGUUAGCUGUUGUGUCUCAGACACUUUGUCUCUGCUUUGUCCUUAUUCACUUUGUUUCUCCAUGUACAUCCUAGAACGCAAGAUAAACUAGAUAGGGAAGUACAAUCAGCCCAUCUUGGUUCAUUCAUCCAGAAAAGCUAACAGUUCCUGCUUCCUAUCACAGCAUACAACCACCUCUUAAAUAACUUGAAGGUUUUUGCCUUUGCUUACCCACCUGGAAGUCCAUUCCGUUCGUUCUGUGCAUCAAGAAUUUUCUGAUGUCACACAAAUUUCAGCAGUUUGAACAUAUGCCUCUUGCCCUAAAUCAUAAAACUUUGAUGUGUUUUUACAACAUUUAGCCUAUUUCAUAAAGGUAUUGCCAGGAAUUAUAUCUUGGAAAGAGUCCCUGACCUUAAUACAGAGAACACUGUUUAGCACUGAAACCUGGUUGCAUUUUGUGUCUUUUUUUAAAAAAAGAAACUAGAUUCCCCUCCCCAUCUGCUGAGCCUAUUUCCUGAAUGCUGUGAAGUUGAAAUUAAGCAAACUUUUUAAAUAAAAUGAUCAGUUGAAAUAAAGUUACCCCAUCAUGCUUCCUUUACUGCUGCUCAUACAGAGAGCUGAACCAAGCCAGAACAGUAUGUGAAAACCUGCUGCUUUUUAACAGGAAGAUUGUGUUUAACCUGUUCUGUAUUUUGUCAGGAAUGGAACUCGCCAUUGGUGAGAAAUAAUAAUGCAGGGAAAAAAAUCGUGUCCGCCUAAAUAAUAAUUGUAAUUCCAUGUUAAAUUGAAAAAGUAUGUGUAAGAACAGUUUGUAAUGCAUUGUAAACCAAAUAAAUUAUAAUUUUU
Messenger RNA from Carcharodon carcharias (great white shark), 4472 nucleotides. It is a transcript of the gene msh3, whose product is annotated as mutS homolog 3 (E. coli). Gene Ontology annotation, biological process: mismatch repair; somatic recombination of immunoglobulin gene segments; mitotic recombination. Gene Ontology annotation, cellular component: nucleus. NCBI's taxonomy places the organism in Eukaryota, Metazoa, Chordata, Chondrichthyes, Lamniformes, Lamnidae. Bases 118 to 3513 code for a protein of 1131 amino acids. The transcript is spliced from 25 exons. The record is from RefSeq and is a predicted model, not a curated record. Gene Ontology annotation, molecular function: mismatched DNA binding; ATP-dependent DNA damage sensor activity; ATP binding.